Austrofundulus limnaeus is the source of this 1689-nucleotide messenger RNA. It is a transcript of the gene ghitm, whose product is annotated as growth hormone inducible transmembrane protein. The transcript has 9 exons. Bases 126 to 1166 code for a protein of 346 amino acids. Gene Ontology annotation, cellular component: mitochondrial inner membrane. The record is from RefSeq and is a predicted model, not a curated record. Lineage: Eukaryota; Metazoa; Chordata; Actinopteri; Cyprinodontiformes; Rivulidae.
CAGAUGAAGAAUUUUCCGGAAGGUCUAUCGGCGCGUUGUAAAACACUUGCGUCAGAAACUUGCUCAUUUUGUUUUGGGAAGGUGAACGACGGUAUUACUCUUGACGGAUACAGAUURUUGUGACCAUGUUGGUGGCGAGGCUAACGUGUCUGAGGAGUCUCCCGCUCGUCGGGCUCCGUCCUGGGCUAUCACAAGGCUCCUCAGCCCUGAGAACGCCCACCCUGAAGGCCAGCACACCACUGCUAACACCCCAGCAGGGUUACGCCUCCAAGGUCAGAUUUGGAUUUCGCCGCGUGAAGACCGCCAGGGAGCAGCUUAAAGAAGUAGCUUUUGAACCAACACAUACAGCCAUUAAAAUUGACAGCAUGGGAAGAAUAAUUCUGGCUGGAUGUUCAGUCAUGGGCCUUGGAGCUUUGUGCUACUAUGGACUUGGCAUGUCCAAUGAAAUUGGUGCCAUUGAGAAGGCAAUGAUCUGGCCUCAGUAUGUGAAGGACAGGAUCCACUCGACCUACAUGUACUUUGCAGGCAGCAUCGGACUCACAGCUCUGUCGGCUGUAGCUGUGAGCAGAACCCCGGCGCUCAUGGGUCUGAUGACGAGAGGAUCCUGGCUGGCGUUAGGAGCAACGUUUGCAGCGAUGAUCGGUGCAGGGAUGCUAGUUAGGUCCAUUUCAUACGAGCACAGCCCGAUGCCAAAACAUCUUGCUUGGAUGCUUCAUGCAGGUGUGAUGGGUGCAGUCAUCGCUCCAUUAACUCUCCUGGGAGGACCUCUGAUGAUAAGGGCUGCCUGGUACACAGCAGGCAUUGUGGGGGGUCUUUCUACUGUGGCCAUGUGUGCCCCAAGUGAGAAGUUCCUCAACAUGGGAGGUCCAUUGGCUGUCGGUCUUGGGGUGGUGUUUGCUUCUUCUAUUGGGUCGAUGUUCCUGCCUCCAACCUCAGCACUCGGAGCAGGCAUGUACUCUAUAUGUAUCUACGGAGGCCUGGUCCUGUUCAGCAUGUUCCUCCUCUACGAUACACAGAAGGUUAUAAAGAGGGCGGAGUCCCACCCGCUGUAUGGCGUACAGAAAUUUGACCCCAUAAAUGCGUGUAUGGGGAUCUACAUGGACACACUGAACAUUUUCAUAAGGCUGGUGAUGAUUCUGGCUGGUGGCGGCAACAAAAGGAAGUGAAAAUCAGGAUGACUUCUGCUCCAAUUUUUCUGUUCCACAAAAUAAAGUUAUGUUUAUCCCAGUCAGCAUCRCUGCUUUUAUCUUUUAGACACAAGUCUGAUGUGGCUGGUAGAUGUUUGUCAAAGAUGAAGAUUACACUUUGAUCUGCUUGUUGCAAGUUCAAGACAAACUGGUGUACUUUGAGGAUGCUUUGAGAUGGAGUCAUUAUUUGAUCUUGAAGGUUUAUUGUUUAUUUGCUAAGGUUGCACGUCUUGUAAAUCUGUCAAUCAUGUAACCGGGACUUUGUUAAAUUUAGUUUUUCUAUUUAUUUCAUUCAGCAUUAAAGUCCCGUCGUUUAGAGGCAGAAAUGUCAACCACAGGAUUUUCCACUUWAGCAAAAGAGAAUCUUACUAAACUGCAUGUACUUGUUUAAAAAAAAUCUGACAUUUUACUUCUGUAACGGUAAAGAUGUUGACAUGUUUUGUUUGAAUUUCCUGCAAUUUGGGAAUAUUUCACCACCACUUAAUAAACUAGUUAAAAAUGA